AUGGAUCAACAGAGUGACAUUCCGAUCAUUCCAUCUCGAUCGUCUACACCUUCCACCUUGAUAAUAGAUGACAUCGUUGUAUUCCUCACCUUUCCCAUGCCAUCGUUGUAUUCCUCCGCCCUCUGCCCUCCAACGACAACCCCUACAUCUGUUAAUGACCACCACCUACAUCAGCCAUAUCCCUCGGCUGUUAUCAAAAGCGAAGAAGAAGCUGAUAAUGAUCCGACGUCCAGCCUCAACUCCACCGGUGCUUACAUGGUUGUUAAGUUGAAAUUGUCCAAAUUGACACUGGAGCCUGAUUCAAUCAACAAACCGUUUUUCAUGGUUGUAUUGUUUGUAGACAAUAGGGAUGGGACAUACACUGGCUUCUACAUGGCAAUGAAUGUUGGAACUUACAAGAUAUGUGCUUCAUUUGAUGGAAUGAGUAUCUCCCCAUGUCCCUUUGAGGUGGCUACUUACAACAGGGAGUACUUUCCUAUAGCUUAUGGUCUUGAUGUCUCUGUUUGGGAGGAUGAAUCCAUUGUUUUUAAUGCUCUAUUGCAGAGCUACCAGUUACCAAAACAUAAACAUCAAAACGGGUCAUUGUUAGCUGGAACAUUAUUAGCAGUCAGCCCUGUCUCACUUGUAAUGGCUCCCAUGGGAGUUGCACAGAAUGCAACAAAGGAACUUCUUGAUUCUAUUAUAGAUGUUAUUGUUCGGAUAUUUGAAAACAAUGUGGUUGUUGGAGAGCUUCUUGAGUCAAAAUCUUCUCAAAAAGCACCAAUGAACACACCGAAAUCCAUGGUGACUGAGAUUUCUGGGAACCCUGAUUCUGAAUCAUCUAAGGACACAGGAGGCUACACUAUUGGCUUUUCCAUGACUGUUCUGCAGCUAGACUUGCAAAUAAGGCUCCUUCAAAAGAAAAGGGGGAUAAGACAGAAGAUGGCCUUACAUUCGCCUUUCGCUUCACUGAUGCUUCAGUAUCCAGCCAAGAUUCGGAAGAAAUUGUUGUGA
Messenger RNA from Lactuca virosa, 993 nucleotides. Lineage: Eukaryota; Viridiplantae; Streptophyta; Magnoliopsida; Asterales; Asteraceae. The record is from the annotation of a GenBank genome assembly.